AUGUCGGUGCUUGUAAUCAGACGGGCAGCUGUUAUUCACAAAGGCUCUCCUACGGAUCUGUAUCCUUCUUUGUGCAGGGAAUACCAUGGAUCUCAAGCCAGUCAGGUCAAGGUGCUGUCGGCGGGGAGCUCCGACAACACAGCGCUGGUCAUCCUCACCGUGGUGCUCGUGGCCUGCGUGGUGGGAAUCCUCAUCGCCACGGUAACGGUGUACUGCCUCAAGAAGCGGUCCAAUGAGAAGGCCAAGGUGACAGAGCUGAAGCAGACCGAAGGUGAAAACGGCAACGAGGCUUCUGCUGAUUACCAGGACCUAUGCCGUCAACGCAUGGCGACCAAGUCGGACAAGCCUGAACCGCUCACCCGUGUGAGCAGCGUGGCAGCCAGCGAUGGCGCUCAACCCAGUCCAUCCAGCCGCAGCAGCACGUCGUCGUGGAGCGAGGAACCCGUCCAGUCCAACAUGGACAUCUCUACGGGUCAUGUGGUCCUGAGUUACAUGGAGGACCAUUUGAAUAACAAAGAUCGAAUGAGCAAGGAGUGGGAGGCCCUCUGUAGUUACGAGGCUGAUCCCUGCAACCAGGAUGCUGGCAAGGCACCUGAGAAUGAGAACAAGAACAGGGUCAAGACUGCCAUUCCUUAUGACCAUACGAGGGUGAAGUUGACGGAGGCCAUCAGCGCCAAUAAGUCGGAUUACAUCAAUGCCAGUGCUAUUAUGGACAUUGACCCCAGAGCUCCGGCUUACAUCGCCACCCAGGCUCCACUAGCCAACACCCUGGCUGACUUCUGGCAGAUGAUUUGGGAGCAGGGAUCGGUGGUGAUCGUCAACCUUACGCACAUGUCUGAGACGGACAUCAACCGAUGCCGUUACUGGCCCGACGAGGGGAGCGCCCUCUAUCAUUUCUACGAGGUGCAUCUGGUUUCCGAGCACGUCUGGUGCGAAGACUACCUGGUCCGAAGCUUCUAUCUGAAGAACUUGGAGACUCAGGAGACGCGUACGGUAACCCAGUUCCACUUCCUGACAUGGCCCGAGACUGGAGUCCCUCCAUCACCGAAGUCAUUACUGGAAUUCAGAAGAAAAGUGAACAAGUCAUUCCGUGGUCGAGCUUGCCCCAUCGUUGUCCAUUGCAGUGACGGCGUUGGACGCACCGGGACGUACUGUCUGCUGGACCUGGUGCUGACCAGGAUGCUGAAAGGGGUCAAGGAACUGGACAUUGCUGCCACCCUAGAACACAUCAGAGAUCAACGUCCAGGCAUGGUCCAGACCCAGGCCCAGUUUGAGUUUGCACUCACCGCCGUAGUGGAAGAGGUCAACGCAAUCCUGAAGGCUUUACCUCAAUGACCUUCGACCUCCGCACCAGAGGUCAACCGUCCCUCCACCGGAAACACAGGCUAAGUCUUCACCGGGUAUUUGAACCUACAACUCACUGACCAGUGCGCAAGGUGCAGUUACUGCCAAACCACACAGCAUAAAGGCAUCUAGCACGCUUCGUCACAAAAAUAUAUAAAAAAAUCAGAUUAUUGUAUUCAUCCAAUGUGUUUUAUUCUCAUCUUCUUAAAUAAUGUCUCAGACGGUAGUUCAAAUUUUUAUAAAUUCAAGGAGAAUUUGAAGUGAUAAUAACGUUCCAAUGCUCCUAUCUUACAAUAGGCAGGUAAAAUGAGGGCCAAACCAAGCCCCCAUACUACCUUUUUUGUGCAAUUUGUGUUGUUUUGUGAAUAGAUGUAAGAUGAUGAAUAUUGUACAAAAAAAAUACAAAUUAUAUGAAAAUAAAUACAGAGGCACUUAUUUAAAAUUUGAGAGCAAGAAUUAUAAUUGUACAAGUUUGUGAUUCAACAGUGAUGCUGAGUGAGUGCACUGUGUUAAAAAAAGCAGAGUUUAGUUUUAAAAGCUUGAUUUCAAUGUGUUGACUGUAGGCCUAAAACUAUGUCUUGUUUAGGGAUUGGUGGAAAUUUGUCGUCAAACGCCCUUUGAAAGUACACAUUCUAAGCACCUUAAUCUAUCUCGUUGUUCCCAGGUUUCCCACACGCUAGUUCUUGUCGUGUGCUUUGAAUGUAGAUUUUGAUUAGUCUUAUGCAAGGAUGCGGUAGCUCCAAAAUAAAUUUGAAUUUAGACCAAACCACUGCACUGCAUAAUGCGCACACCAGAUCAUACAAGAUGAAUUUUAUUUUGUGAUAUUAAUGUUCUCUUUACUCGAGGUAAACAGAUUUAUCCUAUCAGUGUGCUAUUUAUGUACCACAAUGAUCUUUGGGAGAUUUUUGUUUCAGUUUGUGUAAGUCUCUAGGAAAACUGGGCUUAAGGAGAAUUGGGGGGGGGCAAUAAUGAAUGUGAAAUGUGCAUAUUUAUCUAAAUUUCUUUAUUCAAUAAUUGUGAUUAAAUUAUCAUCAAUCAUGUGAGGAUAUAAUAAGUCCAGCUACAGGACUCAAAUCAUGUUAUGCAAUAUCGCAGUUGAGGUCAUUGGAAUUGGACUUACGGUGUGUUUUUCGUCAAAGAUUGAAUAAUUAGAUUAUGCAAUUUCAUUCAAAAUCAUCAAGGACAUUUGUUUUUGUUUUUAUCACAGCUUAUUAAUCAUUCCUCUGUAUAUUUUGUGGCAACCAGCUGCGAUUAUAAUCCAAUCAUUUAAUUCUUAAUAUCCAUUUUCUUGACAUUUGCAUUCCUUUGACUUUCUUUUUUCUUCUCUUUCUUUGUGUCUUUCUUUUGUGUUGAUGUGCAAUGUAUCUUGUUAAUGUAUUCUCUCUCUCUCUCUCUGUAUAGUAACCUACCUUCUAUUUCAUCUUCUUUGAUAUUCAGACAAUAAGAACUUGCCAGGGUAUAAAAAUGAGAUAUUAAUAUUAUGUCAUGUGAUAUCCUGAUAUAAUCAAUAAGAAUGAAUUAAAUUCAUCUGAAUAUGAAUUCAUCUUACUCUCACCAAGUAUCUUUUGACUCUCGAUGUGUUGCCAACUUGGUAUCAUACCUUCCCAUCAUCCUCUCUGAUUCACCGAGGUCCGCGCUUUAUUUACGAGAGGAACCUCGCCAGAUUACAUCUCACUAUCAAUCCGGGUUGUGUCCAUUUUAAGACGGGCGAGUCAUGGAGGGAUUUAUGACCAUGAAAUAAUAAAAGCAAUCUAUUAAUAUUACACAUCAUGUUUAUUGUCGGUUGAAAACAAUAUUAUAGUCCAACUGCCAGGUAUCGGAUUACAGUCUAAUUUUGGUUGAUGAUGGUCUAGUUUGAUCCCUCGGGACCGGUCUAACAUCACAUUAAUUCAACGGUCUCUUCAUUGCUCUGUAACUCUCCUGUGCAAUAUGAUCUGUGUUUGGUAAUAUGUUGUUAUGCUAUGAGGCAGUAACUGCUAAUUCUGAUACACAACUUUAGCAACUUUAUCAGUGAUGAAUGCUAUUAAGCUUGUGUUAUAAUUUUUCGGUAUUGUAAUCAAAUAUGUUUAAUUUCAUUAUGUGAAAAGGGUAGUGUAAGCUGAGUGACCUCUGAACCCACAACUCCUCUGUUCUUUUGCAUUUUAAAGCUUGUUAAUAAAAUCUGGUUACUUUUAUCAUCCGAACAGGGGCAUUCUUUUCUUAACUAUUUUUAAUAUUAUGUGGUCCGUUCAUAUGUAAAGGAUAAGCUUCACUAAGGAUUAUAAUUUUUGCAAUCACAUAAUGGUAGACUUAAUUGGUAAUCCUGGUCUAAUAUUUAAACAAUAUUAGACAGAAAAAAAAUUAUAAACUUAAGGAGGACCACAUAUUUUUAUUGUUUCAAUCCCUUCAUAAACUAGAUGAAAAUAUUCAUCAAUAUUUUAGGAUAUUAUGGCUUAGUGCUCUGCUUAACCAGCAGAAGUUUAGAAUUAAGACUGAUUAUCUCAUUAUCUUUGACAGGAGGAUAUUUUGAUUUAUUACAAAGAAGAGUCCCUAAUUUCCCGCCUCCCCUCUCAUGGCCCAAUCUUAACUAAUUAUCCUCAAUAAACCAAUUUAGUUUACACGGCUCCGUACUUUUGAAAAAAAUAUAAUGUUAAUCAAUUUUUCCUUCUCUAGUUGAUUAAUUAUCGCAGAAAAUGAAUUUACAUUAAGAGAUGAUAUUGAUCAAUAUACCAAGGUCACAACCAUGUAACUAUUGUUGAGUAACAUCUAGUCAUGACAGAAAUUACAAGACUUUAAAUGAAAUGCAAAUUCUUGCAUACUUAUUCGUUGAGAUUCAUGAUGAAUCUUGAAUUUUUUUUUUGCAAAGUAUUGUUAGUUAUGAAUAUUCAAUUCACUGCAUCUAGUACUUAUACAAAAUAUGUAGAAAUAUAUUUAUGAAUAACAUGGAAAUGAAUCUUCGAGAUUUUUCCAAAAUAUCUACAAAUUUUAAGAUGAAAUUAAUAUUUGUCAGAGCUUAUAUUUUUAUCUAAAAGACUUCUUUCAUUUGUGUUUUUAUGUCGAAGGAUAGGGCUUGAUUGCCAAAUGCCACCUCUGAUUUGUGAAAAAUCUGCCUCUUGGACAUUUAUUUGAUCACACCAUGUGAAAGAAUUUUUGAAACAUGAAUGUUCAGAUAUUUAAGGAAAUACUUUGGUAAAAUGAAAUUAAUUUUUAAAAACUGGUGCAAGCUUGAUUGAUUAUAUUCAUCUCAAAAUAAUCACGGAGUAUUGCUAUAAUCUAUUCUUGGUGUUUCACCUCUAUCCAUUCCAUCAUGUGUAUAAAUUUCAUUAUUUAUUCUCUCUUUCAAACUUUCUAAUAUCUCAUGAGUAUUUCUAAGAUUUUGGCUAAUUUCACUCUUCGAACCUGCAGAAUUUUAGAAAAAAGAUGUUUGCAUGAAAUUCCUCUGCUGUUGCAACAACUGAAAAGAGAAAGAAAAUGGACGGGUACAACUGUUCUAUAUCUUUCCAGUGUCCAACUUUUGAAAGUAUUAAUUUGAUGCUUCGAUUUUUGUGUUCUAUGUGUAUAGUUUUUUGAAGAUGUGAAUAAACGGCAUGUAGGCAUUGAA
Molecule: messenger RNA, 4924 nt
Organism: Lytechinus variegatus (green sea urchin)
Lineage: Eukaryota; Metazoa; Echinodermata; Echinoidea; Temnopleuroida; Toxopneustidae
Product: receptor-type tyrosine-protein phosphatase N2-like
Exons: 12
Coding region: 1-1335 (444 amino acids)
Biological process (GO): protein dephosphorylation
Cellular component (GO): secretory granule
Molecular function (GO): protein tyrosine phosphatase activity
Source: RefSeq, a predicted model, not a curated record